AAUUUAAUUUAUGAAUUAGUCCUGUAACAGGAUUGCUUCCCUUGAGUAAAAGAUACUUAGCCAGCCGCUAGAAGUUGAUCUAGGGAAGUACUUCUUUAGCUUAAUUGAAUUGUGACACUAUAAAGAUUCUUCAAAAUGCCAGGUGCUGUACUAGAACGUCCUAAACUGACCAAAACAAUGUAUACAGCACUGAAAAAACAUAUUAUGAAAGAAAGAGAGAAAAAGAAACAAGAAUUAGAACAGGAUGAACAAUUAGAAAGAAUGAGAAAGGAACAGGAAUUAAGGAAGAAAAAAGAAAAGGAAGACAGUUUAACCUUAGAACAGACAAAGGAACAAAUACAAAACAUGGAAAAGAAGUUAGAAACUCUGAAGCAAGAAAAGCAUGAGUUAUUUUCUCAGCUAAAGAAAGUUUUACAUCAGGAGGAUGAAACCAGAAAAAGAGCACAGAUUAAAGAGCAACAAAAUGAAAUGUUGAAUAUCCAACAAGCUUACCAAACUCACAUUCCAGUGUCGAGUCAUUCAAUGUUGUCAAUGCAGUCUGGGAGACCUACACUUUAUAGACCACAACAGCCAAUGAUCCCUCAAAUGACGAUGAAGAGACCACACAGUCCAUCACCCCCGCCAACUUCAGUAUAUCAACAGUACACAGAGUCAAAAAUGAUGCAACCAACGGCACCCAAGCAACACAGCCCUUAUCCACACCAUACACAGUCUGAUUAUAAGACUAGUUCCUAUCCUGGACACACCCCGUCAAGUCAGGUGACAUACACCAGUAAACCUUCUGUUCAUACUUACCAACAACAACAGACAGCAGUUUACACUGGAAAUAAAUCUCCCGGUAAAAGUUACCCAGCAUCACAAUCAGCAUUUACAUCAUAUCCUAACCACUACGCCCACCAGCAACCGAAACAAAUUCCAGAAUCUUACCCUGGAUAUCCCAGGAUGCAACAGCCAACUGGUUAUAUGGGUCAAUCACAUGGGUCUUUACAGCAGCAAUUGGAGCAUGCCAAUCAGAAAGCUGGUUUUAAUGAAGAAAAUAAAUAUAAACUUCAACAGCAGCAACAGAUUAGAGGAGUUGCACCAAUACCUGCCCAGACCCCCCAGGGACUAAUACACCAACAAAUACAGUUACAACAGCAGCCACAACAAAAGGGCAGCAUAGUAACAGGAUACUCAGCCAGAGGCCAGGCCCCACCCCAGUCUUCUGCUUAUCAACAGCCUCAACAGAACUAUUCACCACAACAAGCAUCCCAGGUGAGAAUGUCGACUCAGAUGACAGGUCAACCAAUGACAGGACAGCCAAUGACAGCUCAGCCAAUGACAGGACAGCCAAUGACUGCUCAACCAAUGACAGGACAGCCAAUGACAGCUCAGCCUAUGACUGGUCAACCUAUGACAGCCCAGCCAAUGACAGGACAACCUAUGACAGCCCAGCCAAUGGGAGGACAGCAUGGUGGGAGACAAUAUUUUUAAGAAGACACUAUAUUAGUGAUGAGAACUUGUUUUCUGUGUUGUUAAAAUGUGUAGUUAAUAACUGAUUAUCUACCCUGCUUUGGUUAUACAAAGUAUUCAAAGUUUGUACAGUUCCAAUCUUCAUUGUUUACUUGUUGUUUUUUGUUAUUGUGGUUAAGAUGUUUAUUGUGAAACGGGAGAGCAUGAUUUUCAUUACAAAAUUACAUUGACUCCUCCUGGACUCGAACCAGCGACCUCUAUGUUACAAGACAGUGCUUUAACCGACUGAGCUAAAUAGGAACUUUCCUAGCUCAACUGCUUACGGCUGGCUAAUUAUCUACUACAUAUACUAAGGGAAGCAAUCCCAUCACAAUUGUUUACUGGUAUGUAAUGUGUUUUACUUGCUCUGAAUUCAGAAAUUAAUGUGUGGAUUUAUCAUUGCAAAGACCUGAUUACUGGUAAAAAUGUGAGAACUAACUUAUACAAUUGCUAAAAUUUUGUGAAUUUAAAUCACUACUGAAAUUAUGAAUGCAAGUUUUAAUUAUUGCAAACCCUGAUACUGUUGCAUUUUUCACAUUAAUAAAAACAUCGCAAUAAUUCAUGAAUUUACAGUAUGUAAGACUGAUAGAACAUACCUAUUUUAAGAAAUUUCGCAGUUCGUAGGAUAGACAAGCUUGAUUAUGAUUGUAUUUUUUUCCAAGAAAUAAGUGUAUACUUGUUUACCCAUGAUUGUACAACCUCUUUGUUUUAUGUAUUUGUUUUUCUAUGCUACACAAUACUACAUGUACAUACUUCAAUAAUUGGUUUGAAACUGGAUAUUGUAAGAAAUCAUUCAUAGAUCUCCGACUUCUGGUUUUCUACUUUUAUUGGUGGAAAACUUGGGUGCAACUAUAAAAAAAGUUCUCUCAGUUCUCUUUAUAUUUAAUUUCUAGUUAACUUCAUGCUUAAAUUAAAAAAAAAAUUGAAGCAAAAUAAAUUAAAAAAAAAAUGAAUUUGAAAGAAAGUUGGGUCUUCAAAGAGUUGGUGCAAUCUUUAAGUUGCUAAGUAUAUGUGAUCUUUGGUGUUUGCCCCUUUACAACUGACUUUUCAACAAUGUCACUUUAUUUCAUAAAUGUGAAUCAGAUUGUAAAAUUCACUAUCUAAAGACUAAGGUUAAGUCAUUUUUUUUUACACAUUAAUGAAAAUAAUGUUAUUUCAUUGCUUUAACAUUUAUUGUCAGUGAGGUUAUUCAUUCACAAUGUUGUUUUUCUCUGUACAUGUAUGUCAAUAAUCCUUGGAUUUAGAAAUAAUGAAUUACUUUGAUCCAAUAAUAGAAAAACAACAAAUAAAUAUAACAUUUAUGUUUUGCUAUAUUCUGGUAAAAUAAGGACCCCAUAACUAUUGUGCUAUUAAUUUGGAUUGAAUAGUUCUUAUAUUUUGUUGUUUUUGCUUUUUUAUUUGUUUUCACAUUGUUUUACAUAUUUUUAAACAUUAUUAUAUAUAAGUAUCAUGUGCUAUAAGAAAAAAGUAGAAAAGUUGUGUAAAUUGUUAUAAAAUGUGUACAAUGUUUACCAAAUAAAAAUACAGUUGUAAGAAUAA
Molecule: messenger RNA, 3030 nt
Organism: Mytilus californianus (California mussel)
Lineage: Eukaryota; Metazoa; Mollusca; Bivalvia; Mytilida; Mytilidae
Product: G protein pathway suppressor 2-like
Exons: 11
Coding region: 136-1473 (445 amino acids)
Biological process (GO): regulation of transcription by RNA polymerase II
Cellular component (GO): transcription regulator complex
Molecular function (GO): transcription coregulator activity
Source: RefSeq, a predicted model, not a curated record